Messenger RNA from Pseudozyma flocculosa PF-1, 1335 nucleotides. RefSeq lists its product as uncharacterized. The record is from RefSeq and is a predicted model, not a curated record. Bases 1 to 1335 code for a protein of 444 amino acids. Lineage: Eukaryota; Fungi; Basidiomycota; Ustilaginomycetes; Ustilaginales; Ustilaginaceae. The transcript has a single exon.
AUGAAGCUACUUCUCGUUGGCCUGCUUGGCCUUGCACUGUCCAGUUCCAGUCUGGUGGCGGCCAGCUCCGGCAUCGGUCACGGACGCCUGGCUCGUCGCGGCGGAUCUCCUCUUUCGACCAAGCACUCGGCCCUCCUCCACAAGCGAGCGUUGCAGCGCCAGCGUCGCGACGGCGACGCGGACCCUCAGCAGCAGCUGGCGGAGAUGCAGAAGCAGCUGCAGGCACAGAUUGACACGCAGUCGAACAGCAUCAACGACCAGCAGAAGCUCAACGAUUACCAGCACUACGUCGAGUCGCUGGUCGGCACCGGCGGUCCUUGGCUUGCUGCUCAGAAUCCGACUUCGCAGGGCGGCAACAAAGUUGGCGGCAGCGGCCUGACGGACAAAGCGACGGCUGCGGGCACGACCUCGACCACUGACGGUGGCGAUGCUGCCUCCAAGGAGGACUGUGAGGAUGCCAAGGAUGCCGGACAGACUGCUCCCGCCGCCCAGAGCGAGCCCGACCUGACCGGAGGCAAGGAGCCCAUCGACAAGAGGAACAGGCCCAAACACCGCCACCAUCGCGAGAAGAAGGUGGCAGAGGCCACCCGGGCCCGCACUGCUCAAGCGGCCGCCCACAAGCACAAGGAUCACCAGGGCAAGCCUGCAGGUGGAUCUUCGCAGGGCAAGGAUGCACAGGGCGGCACCGGCAACGAUGGCAACGGCAAGAACGGCAACGGCAGCAACCAUGAUGGCUCCGGAGAUGAUGGCAGCAACGGGGUGCGCAGCACGACCACUUGGAGCUCGGACAGCGAGUCUGCCUCGUCAUGGUCCAGCUCGUCGCACCACGAGACCGUCUCGUCGUCGUCGUCGAGCACUAGUGGCAAGGGAAAUGGCUCUGGAUCGUCGGGUGGCUCUGGCACGCAGGGAUCUGGAUCGGGUGGCUCCGGUGCUAGCAGUGGCGAUGGCGGAGAUGCCGGUGCUCACUCUGACAACCCCAACAUCCCGAGCGACGUCAGGCCUCUGGUCGGACAGACCAUGACGGGACGCGGCACCUUCUACAGCGCGGGCCUCGGUGCCUGCGGCAAGACCAACAGCGAUCAGGACAUGAUUGUCGCCGUGUCCAAGGACGUCUUCGAGCGCUUCAACCCGAGCGACGGCAACCCGAACCACAACCACCUGUGCGGCCUCAGAAUCAAGAUCACGUACAAGGGCAAGUCGGCCUUUGCCACGAUAGAGGACGAGUGCCCGACGUGCCCGACGACCAGCCUCGACAUGACCAAGACCCUGUUCGAGCACUUUGCCGACCCGGACCAGGGCGUCCUCAACGGGAUGCAGUGGACCAUCCUGGGUUAG